Scylla paramamosain (green mud crab) is the source of this 651-nucleotide messenger RNA. RefSeq lists its product as uncharacterized. NCBI's taxonomy places the organism in Eukaryota, Metazoa, Arthropoda, Malacostraca, Decapoda, Portunidae. The record is from RefSeq and is a predicted model, not a curated record.
ACCACCACCACCACCACCAUUACUACUACUACUACUACUACUACUACUACUACUACUACUACUACUACUACUACUACUACUACUACUACUACUGCUGCUACUACUACAGAACAGAUUACUACUACUACUACUACUACUACUACAACAACAACAACAACUACUACUACUACUUAUACUAUUACUACUACUACUACUACUACUACUACUACUACUACUACUACUACUAUAACUACUACUACUACUACUUCUACUACUACUACUACUACUACUACUACUACUACUACGACUACUACUACUACUACUACUAUUGCUACUACUACUACUACUACUACUACUACUUUUAUACUACCUACUACUACUACUACUACUACCACUACUACUACUACUACUACUACUACUACUGAAACAACAACAACAACAACAACAACAACAACAACAACAACAACAACAACAACAACAACAACAAUAAGAACAACAACAACAACAACAACAACAACAACAACAACAACAAUAACAACAACAACAACGACAACAACAACAACAACAACAACAACAACAACAACAACAACAACAACAACAACAACAAUAACAACAACAACAACGACAACACUCUACCCAGUGUCUUAUUUCCCAAGCACUGAGCCUGAUUAG